UUUCGAAAGUUUUGACAAGUAGAAGAAUGUCUGGCCGUGGUAAAACUGGAGGGAAAGGUCGGGCUAAGGCCAAGACGCGUUCGUCCCGAGCUGGCCUACAGUUCCCGGUGGGCCGAAUCCAUCGCCUGCUGCGCAAGGGGCAUUAUGCAGAGCGGGUCGGGGCUGGAGCCCCCGUUUAUCUGGCUGCCGUCCUUGAGUACCUGACCGCUGAGAUCCUCGAGUUGGCGGGCAAUGCGGCCCGGGACAAUAAGAAGAGCCGCAUCAUUCCUCGCCACCUGCAGCUCGCCAUCCGCAACGAUGAAGAGCUCAACAAGCUGCUGGGUGGGGUCACCAUCGCCCAGGGCGGCGUCUUGCCCAACAUUCAGGCUGUGCUGCUGCCCAAGAAAACCGGGCACCCCAGCAAGGUCUACGCCUGAACUGGGGGGAGAUCUGAGAAAACGAAGAUCAAUUCAACAAAACAAACCACAAAGGCUCUUUUCAGAGCCGCUCAAUUCUUUCUAAAGAGCUUAAUCCAGACUGUCUUAAUGGGGGAAUUUGAUGAGUAGGCGCGUGGUUUACUAGUGAUAUGAUUUUAACGAAUUUCGAGAAAUUAUGGCUGUUGCAAAAAAUCUUGACAAAGUUUUUGUCUAGCUAGACAUUUGACAAAGUGAAAAACGAGAACCGCCGGAAGCAAAGUGAUAGCGCCGUGACAGUUUUUUGCGGCGAACAUCCGCCCUUUUAUUUCUUGCCCUCUGUGGAGCAGUGUUUCCUUCCCCACCCCCAUUUCACCCUAAA
This is a messenger RNA of Rhincodon typus (whale shark), 774 nucleotides long. RefSeq names its product histone H2A-like. Lineage: Eukaryota; Metazoa; Chordata; Chondrichthyes; Orectolobiformes; Rhincodontidae. The transcript has a single exon. Bases 27 to 416 code for a protein of 129 amino acids. Gene Ontology annotation, biological process: DNA damage response. Gene Ontology annotation, cellular component: nucleosome. The record is from RefSeq and is a predicted model, not a curated record. Gene Ontology annotation, molecular function: structural constituent of chromatin; DNA binding; protein heterodimerization activity.